Gymnodraco acuticeps is the source of this 2062-nucleotide messenger RNA. Its product is annotated as pleckstrin homology domain-containing family S member 1-like. The record is from RefSeq and is a predicted model, not a curated record. The transcript has 16 exons. Lineage: Eukaryota; Metazoa; Chordata; Actinopteri; Perciformes; Bathydraconidae. The coding region runs from base 119 to 1453 and encodes 444 amino acids.
CCAGAAUGUCCAGUUCCUUGUUCUCGUCAGACUUUGCCAAGGACGAUAAAGCACCCAGCUUUCUGAACACUUGUUGACAAGGGAGCAGAAUCUGGUACACCUGAGGUGUGGUGUCACAAUGCAUAAGAGCCAGAAGAGCGCAGGUGGAAAUACGGUGUUCUACAAAGCAGUACCAAAGACAGCGGAGGUGAGAUCUGGAUACCUGUUCAAGUCUCCUCCCCAAAAACUGCUGAAGACAGAGAAAUCAUGGAAGAAGCGUUACUUUGUGCUUUUCAAAAUCAGUGAACAAGAAUACCUACUGAAGUACUUCAGGAGUCGAGAUGAUAGGGACAUGCCGCUUGGAGGGAUAGACUUAUCACAGAUAUCACUGUUAUUUGUUGCCCCUCAAAACCACCAGAGAUGGGCAUGGGUCCAGAAAAGCUUCAAGUGUGCUCCAUCAUGUGUGCUCUUUAUCAAGGCAGCUGGCCGGGAAUACUUCCUUGUCGGGGAGACAAGUGAGGAAGUGGACGGCUGGUUCUCUGACCUGUUUGAGGCCCUGAAGAAUCGGCCACAUAAAUGUCUGAAUUCAGAGGAACUGCCAAAUGUGAAUCAAACAAUAGAGGUUAUUUCAAAACCCUUUAUGCGGAAAAAGGGUUCUGCCACAGUGCCUGAACAGCCAAUGCUGAAAAUUCGGUCCCACUCUGAUCCAUCAUCCAAUGCUUUGGAUAAUGACACUGCAGAAUCAGAGACUGAAGAAAAUAUCAGAAGACCUACAUCAGAGCCUUUUAAUCAAAUCUACGACACUCCCAGAGCCUACUUAUCACCAUCAGCAGCGUACUAUGGCACCACCCGUCGCAAAAGCAUGGACUCAGUAUAUGUGUUGAUGACGGAAUUAAGACAUGCACAAGUGACUCUGGCAGGGGACCGUGAAGUUGAGCAAGUGACCGGAGGCACCCUGAUGAGGUCUGUCACGCAAGUCUUUGACAAGCUGAAGACUCGGAUUUCCCCACUUCCUCUAUUCGAUGAGGAGACGUACUCUGAGGACAGAGGUAAAAACACACGUCCACUGUCAGAUAUCAGCACCAGUUCCAGUGACAACGGUGCCAUCUCUCCUGACGAUAUGCUUGAUGCACCAAUUGUGCCAACACUGGAAGAAGGAAGCUCUUCUGAAAGCUUUGACACCAUCACCCCAGAGGAGAGAGACUUCGAGAUCAAGCAGGGAGAUUUGAAAAAGCACCUGACACUAACAGAUGUGGAUGGGAAACCAAGCGUGUCUGCGUGGACAGGCCAGCCGCAGACUGUGUGCCUCUUUCACAAAGGAGACGCAAUUCUGGCAAUCAAUGACUUGCACUGCGCCACCGUGGAUGAGUUCAACAUGUUCCUCAGCAAGUCUCUCAAGAAUGAGGUGAAAGUGACCAUCCUGCGCUGGCCUGGAUGCCCACCGCUGCAUUCAAACGGCCACUGCAUCGAAUGAAUGCAAACUAAACAUGAGAGUUACUUCCGCAAUAUGUUGGUUUGUACCAUGUAUUGACUCCCUUACAAACGGACAGUAUGGACGGGAUGUAGGCAGUUCCUGUUGAUCUAUCACUCUAAGGUUUACCUGAUUCAAACGUCUAGAGGAAGUUCAAAUGAAGUAGAAAAUGAUUUCCAAAUCUCAUGACUCACGUUAUAUGAGGACAGAUCAAAAACAUUUAGUUGCCAAUGACUUGCAGUUUUAGCAGAGAUUGACCUUUAAUAAUGUCAUUAUGUAUCGUAGCGACUAGAUAAGCUGUACGGGGAAGGAAACAAAGGCAAGGGUUUUACUGAAACAUUUCCUCAUACCACCUUUGUGAGAACAUUCUCACAACGCCUUGACCCAAGAAAGACAAAUGUAUUUUUUUAAUACAAGGCCUAAUGUGUAGAAAAUGGUAUUAUGCACUUUGUAAGAAAGAUAUUUUUUUAUAAUUAACCUCUAUCCAAGAAGAGAGGAAGUGACUUAAAGUGAUUUGAAGAACAUGAAGAUGAUGUAAGGCUUAAGAAAAGAUGCUCUGAAUCAACAUUUAUGAUCCAAAUGAAGGAAUUAAAUAUAUGUAUAUCAUGUAAA